Molecule: messenger RNA, 1092 nt
Organism: Mycena indigotica
Lineage: Eukaryota; Fungi; Basidiomycota; Agaricomycetes; Agaricales; Mycenaceae
Product: CxC2 domain-containing protein
Exons: 4
Coding region: 1-1092 (363 amino acids)
Source: RefSeq, a predicted model, not a curated record
AUGGGAGAAGGCGCCCGUCAUGAUGUCCUGGAGGACAAGAUCGACCUGAUUAAUUUUGAGAAAAACAGGAGCAUGGGGCGGACACUUGCAAGACGUUUGAUUGUCGCUGUAGCAGAGCGUCAAAGGCAGGGCAUUGAAUUCCAGGAGCUGGACGACAGCGUUCCUAAAAAAAAACGACGUGAAUGGGCCAAGAUGAUGGAUGCCUGGUAUAAGGAUAACACCCAGACGAAUCCAUUUGAAGUCCAGGGUGGGAAGCUCGCCGGGCCUAGUGAACGCGAAAUAAGUGAAGAGUUGAAACGAGCUGAGGUGGAAGAUGCACGAGCCGGAAUCAAACCUUUGCUGGAAGGUAAAAUGACCAUAACAGCGUUCAUCAGAGCGGGUAUGCAGCUUCAGGCCAUCCAGCGUCGUAUACGGACUGCUCUGAAGGCAAAAAAGUCAGCAGAUCAAGCGAGCCAGAUACAAGAAUUACGUCUAUCUCUGAUCAAACAAAUGCGCACCUUCGAAAAACUUCAACUAACUUACAUGCCUGGGGUUCAGGGUCUUACGACGCAGCGGUAUAAAUUGGACGCGGAGGACGCGCAACCGGAAAACGCAAAGCUUUAUCUUCCGUCACAGUUAACCGCGGAAGAGUGUCGACAAGUCAGCAUGGCGGACUUGAUUGAGACCGAAGCGAAAUUGCGUCGGGGACAGUGUGCAGAUGCACUGGCUGCCUUACGAGGGAGGCUUCAUUCGGCAACACAUGAUUUGGUUUUCGGGGAAAACAUGGUGGGGCAACGUGCAAGAACGCGCUCCGUCACUCUAAUGGCUCGGAUGGAAGAAGGUGUAACGAAGGCCGCUGCCAAAUAUACUGAAGGCUACGAGGCUCUCGUUCACCUCAAAGGCAAACGUUACGCUCCCGAGUUUCAAAAAUUGGACAAGGCCCAUUUGAACACUCGUAUCGAAAUCGAGAGUGACGAAGAUGCAGCAAGAAGCUUACGAACAGCAGACGGAUCGCGACCUACGAGAGAGGAGACUGCUGCAAAAAAAGAAGAAAACCAAGACGGCGCCAAUUUCCUGGAUUUGGGCAGCAGGCGGGCAGGCCGACGGGGUUGA